Molecule: messenger RNA, 3229 nt
Organism: Tachyglossus aculeatus (Australian echidna)
Lineage: Eukaryota; Metazoa; Chordata; Mammalia; Monotremata; Tachyglossidae
Gene: DDX11
Product: DEAD/H-box helicase 11
Exons: 26
Coding region: 1-2715 (904 amino acids)
Biological process (GO): establishment of sister chromatid cohesion; nucleobase-containing compound metabolic process
Cellular component (GO): nucleus
Molecular function (GO): hydrolase activity, acting on acid anhydrides, in phosphorus-containing anhydrides; DNA helicase activity; DNA binding
Source: RefSeq, a predicted model, not a curated record
AUGGCAGGACCAACCCAAGAGCCAGGCCAGAUCCACUUCCCUUUUCCUUUCACACCAUAUCCGAUUCAAGAAAGCUUCAUGGCAGAGCUGUAUCGGGUCUUGGAGGCUGGCAAGAUCGGGAUAUUUGAGAGUCCAACUGGAACUGGAAAGUCCUUAAGUAUCAUCUGUGGGGCCCUCUCCUGGCUUCGGGACUUUGAGGCGAAAAAGAAGCAGGAAGAGGCCCGGCUCCUGGAGGCCGGAAACAGCCCACCAGACAACCACGGUGACCAGCCCUCUGGCCCAGAGACCUCGGCGGGGGAACUCGACUGGAUCACCCAAUUUGUGCAAAAGAAGGAAGAGAGGGAGUUGGCGGAGCGAUUGAAGGACGAGCAGUCCAGGAGGAAGAAGCGAGAGGAGCGCUUCUUCCAAAUCCGCCACAACGCCCAGCUCAGAUACGCGGCCAAGAGGGUGAGACAGGAAGAGGAUGAGACCGAACGCCUCCUCCGCCUCAGCAAGGAGAUGUUGGCGGCCAAGGGCGACGAGCUGCUGGAGCCUGGGGAGGAGGAUCUGAUCCUGGCUGAGUAUGAGAGCGACGAGGAGAAGAAAAGCGCCAGCAGCCUAGGGGAAGAGGACGAUGACGACCUGGAAGAACAGCAUGUGACCAAGAUCUACUACUGCAGCCGCACGCACUCUCAGCUGGCCCAGUUUGUCCACGAGGUGCAGAGGAGCCCCUUCGGCAAGGAGACUCGGCUCGUGUCACUCGGCUCCCGACAGAGCCUUUGUGUCAAUGAAGACGUGAGACGGCUGGGAUCUAUGCAGCUCAUCAACGACCGCUGCAUGGAACUGCAGAGGAAUAAACACGGGAGGAAGAACCCGGAGGAGGAGGAAAAGGAAGAGCAGGCAGAGGAGACGGGAAAAGCUAGGAAAAAAAGGAAACGGGAGAGCCGGGCCACCUGCCCCUUCUAUUCCUACGAGCAGAUGCAGUUGCUCCGUGAUGAAGUCCUAGUGGAGGUGAAGGAUAUCGAGCAGCUGGUGGUUCUGGGGCAAGAGAGCCACGCCUGCCCCUAUUACGGGAGCCGCUAUGCCAUCCCCGCUGCCCAGCUGGUGGUGCUGCCCUACCAGAUGCUGCUGCACUCAGCCACCCGACGGGCAGCGGGCAUCCAGCUGCAGGACCAGGUGGUCAUCAUCGACGAGGCCCACAACCUCAUUGAUACCAUCACUGCCAUCCACAGCGCCGAGGUCAACGGGGCCCAGCUGUGCCAGGCCUACUCUCAGCUGCUUCAGUACCUGGAACGAUACAGGAAGCGACUGAAAGCCAAAAACCUAAUGUACAUCAAGCAGAUCCUGUAUCUGCUGGAGAAGUUUGUGGCCGUGCUGGGGGGGAAUGUGAAGCAGAAUCCCAACACUCAGACCCUCUCACAGACAGGAACGGAGUUGAAGACCAUCAACGACUUUCUGUUCCAGAGCCAGAUUGACAACAUUAAUCUCUUCAAGGUGCAGCGGUACUGCGACAGGAGCAUGGUCAGCCGCAAGCUGUUUGGCUUCACCGAGCGGUACGGUGCAGUCUCUGUGGCCCCCUCCUCCUCGGAGCAACCCAAGCUGGCUGGCUUCCACCAUUUCCUGCAGAACCUGAAGUCCGGGCCCACGACUCCCCAGCCUACAGGAGCGGGUGAGAAUGGGCCGCCCAGGCCAGCCUCCCCACUGAUGCACAUCGAAGGCUUCCUCGCCGCCCUCACCACAGCCAACCAGGACGGCAGAAUCAUCCUGAGCCGUCAGAGCAGCCUGAGCCUGAGCAGUCUCAAGUUCCUGCUGCUGAACCCCGCCGUGCACUUCGCCCAGGUGGUGAGGGAAUGUCGGGCGGUGAUCAUCGCCGGGGGCACCAUGCAGCCGGUGGCUGACUUUCGGGAGCAGUUGCUGGCCUGUGCUGGAGUUGGCGCCGAGCGGGUGGUGGAGUUCGCUUGCGGUCACGUGAUCCCCCCGGACAACAUCCUGCCCCUCGUCCUCUGCAGCGGACCCUCCAACCAGCCUCUGGAGUUCACCUACCAGAAGCGAGAGCUGCCCCAGAUGAUGGACGAGACCGGCCGCAUCCUCUUCAACCUGUGCAACGUAGUGCCCGGGGGCAUCGUCUGCUUCUUCCCCUCAUAUGAGUACCAGCGCCAGGUGCAGGCCCGUUGGGAGCACAGCGGACUUCUGGCCCGACUGGGCAACAAGAAGAAAGUCUUUCAGGAGCCCAAGAAGGCAAGCCAGGUGGAGCAGGUGUUGGCUGACUAUUCCAAAUGCAUCCAGCACUGUAGUCAGCCUGGCAGUGCCAUGACCGGAGCCCUGCUCCUCUCCGUGGUGGGAGGGAAAAUGAGCGAAGGGAUCAACUUCUCCGAUGACCUGGGCCGGUGUGUAGUCAUGGUGGGCAUGCCCUACCCCAACAUCAAGUCUCCCGAACUGCAGGAAAAGAUGGCAUACUUGGACCAGAACCUGCCCCGAGGCCCAGGCCAGGCCCCAGGGAAAGCCCUGAUGGAGAACCUGUGUAUGAGAGCCGUAAACCAGUCGAUAGGCCGGGCCAUCCGCCACCAACAUGACUUUGCCAGCAUCGUGCUCUUGGACCAGCGCUACGCCCGCCCGGCCGUCCUGGCCAAGAUACCCGGCUGGAUCCGGGGCCGCGUGGAGGUCAAGGCCGCCUUCGGCCCGGCCUUCGCAGUGCUGCGCAAGUUCCACCGUGAGAAGAGGGCUGGCCCUUCCUGAUGGAGACCGACAGCUCCCCGCUCCGACCCCGCCAUGCCCAGUGGGAGGCAGGGCGAGUGGGGCCUCGGCCUCCUCAGACCAGCCCCCAACAGCGGGGGAGAGCAGAGGCAGGGGUGACAACUCAAGGAAAAAGAGGGACAAGGCCCCCUGCCCCUGUCUCCAUCAGCUGAAGUUGGGGAAUCCUACACUGCAUCCCUCACUUAUGUUUCUACCUCCUUGGCUGGCUCCAGCUGCAGCGAUGCUGAGAGCCAUGAGGCUUCUCUGAGCAGGGCCUCUUGAAGGGAACCCCCGCCAUCCUUUCAACACUCAGCCCCCCAACUCCUCCACCCCCGUACCCGCUCUCCCCCUCCUCCCGGCAGCGGGGUCCUGCCCACCGUGGCCCAGGCAUAGGAGGGACUUACUGUGAUGUCGGAGUCAGGCCCUGGACCCCCCUCAAUGAUGCCUGGUGAGGCAACACCAGGGGGACUGGGGGCAGCCAGGCCCCCCUCAAUAAAUAGGCAGCUGAUAACCGUGG